CAGCAUUCACAUCAAUUAACUUCCGCCAUUCUUUUAGGAUUUUCUUUCAUAGUUCUUGUCUUCGAACUUGAGAGAACAGAACUUCUUGUCUUUGCAUAUUGCGGCAAUUACUAUUGUCUCAUUCUUGUGUUUCUCUAUAAGCAAGAAAAAGAGACGACCAUAUAUACCAUGUUGACUGUACCAGCUGCACGCCGUCGUACCAUGGGUGUUCGCUUUCACCCUACUGAAGCAGAGUUGAUCAACUUUCUUAAAAGGUUCCUUAAGGGCGAGCCUUUGCCGAGUGAAUGCCCUAAUUUCCAACUUGCCGAUAUCUAUGGAGACCAACCACCAUGGGAGAUAUUUGGAGCUUCUGAUCAUCCCGAAGAGAAGGUUCGCUAUAUUUUUACUCGGUUGAAGAAGCAGAAGAGUGAACAUACAAGGGUUCGUCGAACUUGCGCCAACAGGACAUGGAAAGGCCAAACAGGUAUUGAUCCUAUCAAGAAUGGUAAGGGAACUGUGGUUGGGUUUAGAAGAUGUUUCAAGUUUCAAACUAGUAGUAAAGAAGGAGAGCACAAUAAAAUUUGGCUGAUGAAAGAAUAUUCCGUGGGGGAUGAUUUCUGUAGAGAAAACAAUAUUGCUAAGGAGGAUAUUGUUGUGUGCCGAAUCAAGAAGAAUAUAAGAUCAAAGAAAAAUCAUGGGGUAAAUAUGGAGGAACAAGAUGUUCCAAAAGUAAUCGAAGCUAUGUUGCAUGGACCUGAUGAAGAUUACUGCACAACAGUACAACCAGCAACAAUAUGUCAAGCAGCUGAUCAACAUCAAGUUAAUGACUGGUCCAACUACCAACAGGAGGUCAAUUGGGCUGAUGAUAUGCUCAUAGGAAUAGACGAGUUUGGAGAUAUAAUCUGGUAAGCAUGAGUAAUGAAGGGGAAGCAGAUAUAUCGACGGGAGGAGAGACACGCAGCAAUCAAUUUAUAUACUACAACUUUGUUGAAUGAACUCAGAUAUGUUGCUUCUGAGUUGGCCUCGGACAUCACGGCUAAUGUCGGAGAUGUAAAGGUUUACUUGCACAAAUUUUCUCUUCUGUCCAAGAGUACCUCUUUGCAAAAGCUGGUUGCUAAUGCAAGUGAAGCAAAUUGUGAUGAAGUUCACAUUCAUGACAUUCCUGGAGGACCUAAUGCCUUUGAAAUAUGUGCCAAGUUUUGUUACGGCAUGACUGCUAAACUGAAGAAGCUAUUGAGAAAGGAAACCUUAUUUUCCGAAGCUGGAAAGAUUCAAUAACAGUUCUUCAAACUACUAAGUCUCAGUCGCGUUUGUGUGAAGAACUGAAGUUGAUCAGCCACUGCAUUGAUGCUAUAGCACCCAAGAGAGUGGAUUGGCCCGAUACGAAAAAGCUUCCAGAAGAGAACGGAAAUGAUCCUAACUUGAAUGGUAUUAGAAGCCGCAUGGUGCCAAAAGAUUGGUAUGGGUGAGGACUUAAGUGAGCUUGAAGUAGAUUUAUAUAAGCAGGUAAUUGUCACUAUAAAAAACAAAGGCGUUGUUUCUUCUUAAGUAAUUGGAGAAGCUGUGAAAGCUUAUGCUUAUAGAAGGUUUCCAGGCUUAGUAAAGGUGUGUUCUAGUUCAAUGAUGUCUCCAAAUGUCGAGCAAUAUUGGAUACGAUUGUAUGGCUGUUGCCCUCUGAGGAAGGUUGUGUCUCUUGUAGUUUCUUGUUAAAACUGCUGAGAGCAUUAAUUUCACUUGGUAUUGCAAAGGUAGAACUAGUUAAAAGAAUAGGGCAGAAUUUGCAGGAGGCUUCUGUAAAUGAUCUUUUGAUUCGAGCCUCAAAUGGGGAAGGAACCAUGUAUGAUGUCCAUGUCGUCCAUAAAUUACUAGAAGUUUUUAUGAUGCGAGAUAAGGAUUCUGAACCUCAGCUAGAAGAUGGAGAUGAAAUUCAGAAGAUGCGAAAUCCAGGGAUUUUAUCAGAAGCUUCAAAAUUGAUGGUGGCAAAGCUAGUAGAUGGAUGCCUUACCAAAAAUUGCGAAAGAUCCUAAUCUCCCUUUGUCAGCAUUUGUUGGUCUAGCAGAGAUGGUA
Molecule: messenger RNA, 2046 nt
Organism: Nicotiana attenuata
Lineage: Eukaryota; Viridiplantae; Streptophyta; Magnoliopsida; Solanales; Solanaceae
Product: NAC domain-containing protein 78-like
Exons: 1
Coding region: 169-888 (239 amino acids)
Biological process (GO): regulation of DNA-templated transcription
Molecular function (GO): DNA binding
Source: RefSeq, a predicted model, not a curated record